AUGAAUGCUGCUGCAAAGAGACUCGUUUUGAUUACUGGGGGAACUAGUGGUAUUGGCUUCGAGCUCACAGCUCAGCUUAUGGCAAAGGGCACUUACCAUGUCCUAAUGGGCGCUCGAUCAAUCGAAAAAGGGAACGCUGCUCUAAAACACCUGAGUGAUCGAAAUCUGCCCGGCAGUGUAGAGAUGCUCAUGAUAGAUGUUACCGAAGACCAUACAAUCGAAAGCGCCGCAACCAAGGUGCGCCAUGAUCAUGGCAGACUGGAUAUUCUCGUCAACAAUGCAGCCGUGGCACCAAUGAAAGACAACGGGCCAUUACGCGAAUUUAUGCUCCUUGCCUUUGACACCAACGCAACGGGGCCUCUCAUUGUGACCAACGCAUUUGCGCCGCUCCUGAAGGAGUCGAAAGAUUCGCCUAGGAUUGUCAAUAUUACCAGUGGAGCGGGCUCGAUUAGUUCUCGACUCAAUCGGAAUUCGCCAACCUAUCAACUCCAGGGACACCAAUAUCGAGCGAGCAAAUCUGCGCUCAACAUGAUCACUGCUUGUCAAUUUGUGGAGUAUGAACCGUACGGAAUCAAAGUCUCGCUUUAUGAUCCGGGUUUUACACAGUCGAAUCUCGGUCCGCAUAAUAAAGCAGAAUUUGGAGCUAGAGAACCGGCUGACUCUGUCAUGCCCUUGAUUGAUGUCUUGGAGGGCAAGCGAGAUGACGAGUCGUUGAAAAUACUGCACAACACCGGCAUUUACUCGUGGUAA
This is a messenger RNA of Talaromyces atroroseus, 750 nucleotides long. RefSeq lists its product as hypothetical. The transcript has 2 exons. Lineage: Eukaryota; Fungi; Ascomycota; Eurotiomycetes; Eurotiales; Trichocomaceae. The coding region runs from base 1 to 750 and encodes 249 amino acids. The record is from RefSeq and is a predicted model, not a curated record.